Messenger RNA from Juglans microcarpa x Juglans regia, 1152 nucleotides. Its product is annotated as protein FAR1-RELATED SEQUENCE 5-like. The transcript has a single exon. Gene Ontology annotation, molecular function: zinc ion binding. Bases 1 to 1152 code for a protein of 383 amino acids. Lineage: Eukaryota; Viridiplantae; Streptophyta; Magnoliopsida; Fagales; Juglandaceae. The record is from RefSeq and is a predicted model, not a curated record.
AUGGAUUUGGAUGAUGAAGGGAGGUUAAAAAUUGUCUUCUGGGCAGACCCCCAUAGUAGGGAAGCCUACCAAUACUUUGGUGAUGUGGUCACAUUUGAUACUACAAACUUGAGGAAUAGAUAUGGGAUGCCAUUUGCACCAUUUGUUGGUGUAAACCACCAUGGGCAAUCAAUUCUGUUGGGAGCAGGAUUGAUUACCAGUGAGGAUACAGAGACGUUUGUGUGGUUAUUCCAGACCUGGUUGCAGUGUAUGGGUGGUAUAGCUCUGAAACUUAUUAUCACCGAUCAGGACAGAGCAAUGAAAAAUGUAAUUACUGUUGUCUUUCCAGAAAGUGGACAUCGACUUUGUUUGUGGCAUAUACUGAAAAAAGUACCUGAAAAGCUUUCCUCCUAUGCUUCCUACAAAAGUGGGAUGAAAAAUGCAUUGAUGAAAUGUGUUUAUGACACCCAAAGUGUUGAAGAGUUUGAGAAAUCUUGGGAUCAGUUAAUCACCACUUACAACUUGCAUGAGAAUACCUGGUUGAAAAGUUUAUACAUUGAGCGUGAGCAUUGGGUGCCGGUCUUUUUGAAAGAGUGUUUUUGGGCUAGAAUGAGUACAACGCAGCACAGUGAAAGCAUAAAUGCUUUUUUCGACGGUUAUGUUUAUGCCAAGACAAACUUAAAAAAGUUUGUUGACCAAUUUGAUAGUGCAUUGAAAAAAAAAAUUGAGAAUGAAAAUAGCGCGAACUUCCACUCAUUUAGCGUUACCAUUCCAUGCAUAUCUAGAUCUCCAAUCGAAAAAAGAUUUCAAGAAUUGUACACAAAUGCUAAAUUUAGGAAAGUUCAGCUGCAACUUACCGGCAUUAUCAAUCUGGAUCCAGAGUUACUUAAGAGGAAUGGUGCAAUAAAUACCUAUCUGGUAGAUGAUGAAGUUCAUGUGGAGGAGUUUACUAAGUUGGUUAAGUAUUUUGUGGACUUUAGUCAGGAAGAUGCAUAUGCAAAGUGCUCUUGUGGUUUAUUUCAGAUGAGGGGUAUAUUAUGCAAGCACAUUUUGGCCGUAUUUAAAUGUAAUGGGAUAAAAUCCCUACCAGAGAAGUACAUUUUAGACCGAUGGAGGAAGGACAUUAAAAGGAGAUACACAUUAAUCCAUAGAAGCUAUGAUGCAAGAGAUUAG